Cryptococcus wingfieldii CBS 7118 is the source of this 534-nucleotide messenger RNA. RefSeq lists its product as hypothetical. NCBI's taxonomy places the organism in Eukaryota, Fungi, Basidiomycota, Tremellomycetes, Tremellales, Cryptococcaceae. The record is from RefSeq and is a predicted model, not a curated record. Bases 1 to 534 code for a protein of 177 amino acids. The transcript has 3 exons.
AUGUCCAGAUACCUGGUGUAUAGGCAUAGUCUAGAGCCUGAGAGGCUGAAGGGGAAAAAGAUACUCGAGCUGGGCUCUGGAACAGGCCUGGUCGGCUUGGUGACGGCGAUGCUAGAGCCCUCGUCCGAAAUCUGGAUCACUGAUCAGGCCCCUCUCCUUGAACUGAUGGAGACCAACACUAGACUGAAUCUGGGCGAAGAGAAUGACAGUGUGCACGUCACAGAGUUCAACUGGGGCGAACCUGUCAGCAGCGAUAUCCCGAUCGAAGACAUCGAAGUCAUCUUAGCUGCAGACUGCGUCUAUUCUGAACCCGCCUUCCCUCUCCUCGUCCAAACCCUAUGCGACGUCGCCCCCCUCGGCAAAACCAUCGAAAUCUUAUUCUCCUACAACAAGCGACGCAAGGCCGACAAAAAGUUCUUUGCCAUGCUCAAGAAGCACUUUACGAAUGCGUUCGUGGAAGAUGACAAGCCUGGGGAGAGGGAGAGAUAUGGGAGGCAAGGUGUGAGCUUGAUGAGACUGACGCGGAAAAAGUAG